AUGCAGCUGCUGGAGGCGUGGGCGACCGCGCGCCUGGAGGCGCUGGGCGUGGACGGCGUGUUCGCGCCCUACAUCGUGGGCAUGCUGCCGUCCCACGGCGGCGACGACGACAACCUGGAGGACGCCAAGUUCAACAUCCACCAGGUGCUCAUGGGCUGGCUGGCGCCCGAGGACGAGGAGCGCGCGCAGGAGUUCGUGGACGAGCUGGCCAAGCUGGCGGACAACCCGGCGCAGCUGACGGACGCGGCCAUGGCCAUGGCGGCGCAGAGCAACCGCAUCGAGGACGACAUCAACAAGAUGCUGGCGCAGGACGAGGAGCUCAAGGCCUCGGCGCCCACGUUCGUGCCCCGCAGCAAGUUCCUGUCGCCCGUGGUGGCCGAGUUCCACCCGACGGGCAGCCCCGAGGGCCCGUUCGGUGGCGGCUUUGGCCAGGUGCAGGCGGCCGCGUCGCCGUCCCCGCCAUUGCCGUUGCCGCUGUCGCAUCUGCACAGCAGCGAGGUGUACGAGGAGGAGGAGGCUGUGGAGGACGGGGAGGAGGAGGACGACGAUGAGGACAGAGCGGCGCUGCAGAACGAAGACAGCUUCUUCUGGUCCGUGGCCUACGAGCUCGUGAGCCACUUGCAGCUCAAGUUCCCGGACAUCGACCCGAGCCGACUGUGCGACCUCUUGCGGCUUGUGGGACUGGACGUGGACAAGGCGCACGCGGUGCUCAAGGCGACGAUCGAGCGCGAGUCCAUCGGCCCCGGCCAGGUGUGCCGCCACUACUUGCAGGGCGAGUGUCGUCGCGCGGACUGCAUGUUCCUGCACGACACGGAUAAGAUCACGUGCCGGUUCUGGCUGCGAGGCACGUGCCUGCAAGCCGAGCACUGCGUCUUCGCGCACGACUUCUGUGAAUACUAUUCGAUGGACGACAAUGCGCUGGGCCAGCGCGACUACGACAGCGAAGACGAGAUGGAGCAGAACGGCGCGCCGCUGGACAUCCAAGCCGAGGACAUGUUCCCGUCUCUUCAGAGCGCGACGUCAGGAGCAACAGCGCCAGCCUCGCCGCCGCUACCUCAAGGAAGCGAUGGUCCCUCAUUGGCAGCAGCUACCACGACGUACCCGUCGACGGAGGAUGCUGUGGCGAAUUUGACCAUGAACUUUGCUCGAGCCGUGGCACUGCAGCCAACGCCUGGGGCGACCACCCGCCCUCUGGGCAAUGGCAGCUAUGGCUUGGACUCGACGCGACGAAUGCCGCCGCCGGCCCCUGUGCACCGCCCGCUGUAUCACAAGGCAGGGAGCAGCGAAGGUAUUGGCACCAAGUGGGUAUCUACGGGCCAAAGCGUGGCUACACAGUACCUGGAGCUGCGAGAGCAGGCGUACGAGAUGGCUUGCGCCCGGAAUAAGUGCUUCAUGGGCGCUACUCAAGCAUAUCGCAAUGGUAACAAGGCGCUGGCUAAGGGGCUGUCGAAGCAGGGACACGAGUACAACGUCAAGAUGAAGAACUUCCACUUCCUGGCGGCGUCAGAAAUAUUCGAGUCGCGCAACCCGCCCAACCAACUGUACAUGGAUCGGAUGAUGGAUCUGCACGGACUGCACGUAGCUGAAGCCGUGGAGUUCCUCACACAGAUGCUGCCCAAGCUCGCGGACGAAAGCGUGGACAGCAUUUACUUGGUCACAGGCUCGGGACACCACUCGAAGGGGCCUGACGGCAACGCGCGGCUGCUGCCAGCAGUCGAGCGCUUCCUGGCGGGCGAAGGCUACCAGUACACACCCGUGGCGGACGGCGCUGGCUUUGUGGGGAUGCUGCUUGUUGACUUGCGAUGGUAA
Molecule: messenger RNA, 1809 nt
Organism: Phytophthora sojae
Lineage: Eukaryota; Oomycota; Peronosporomycetes; Peronosporales; Peronosporaceae
Exons: 4
Coding region: 1-1809 (602 amino acids)
Molecular function (GO): metal ion binding
Source: RefSeq, a predicted model, not a curated record